Molecule: messenger RNA, 2217 nt
Organism: Castor canadensis (American beaver)
Lineage: Eukaryota; Metazoa; Chordata; Mammalia; Rodentia; Castoridae
Gene: Samd1
Product: sterile alpha motif domain containing 1
Molecular function (GO): protein binding; DNA binding
Source: RefSeq, a predicted model, not a curated record
CGGGCAGCGGCGGAGGGAGGAGAGCCGGGGAGGGGGGCGCCGCGCUGGGAGGGAGGCAGCGCGCACGGUGCAGCCGGGCCGGGCGGGAGGCAUGGCGGGGCCCCCGGCCCUACCCCCGCCGGAGACGGCGGCGGCCGCCACCACGGCGGCCGCCGCCUCGUCGUCCGCCGCUUCCCCUCACUACCAAGAGUGGAUUCUGGACACCAUCGACUCGCUGCGCUCGCGCAAGGCGCGGCCGGACCUGGAGCGCAUCUGCCGGAUGGUGCGGCGGCGGCACGGCCCGGAGCCGGAGCGCACGCGCGCCGAGCUCGAGAAACUGAUCCAGCAGCGCGCCGUGCUCCGGGUCAGCUACAAGGGGAGCAUCUCGUACCGCAACGCGGCGCGCGUCCAGCCGCCCCGGCGCGGAGCCACCCCGCCGGCCCCGCCGCGCGCCCCCGCGGGGGCCCCUGCCGCCGCCGCGCCGCCGCCCACGCCCGCCCCGCCGCCACCGCCCGCGCCCGUCGCCGCCGCCGCCGCCGCCGCCGCCCCGGCCCGGGCGCCCCGCGCGGCCGCCGCCGCCACAGCGCCCCCGCCCGGCCCCGCGCAGCCGGGCCCCCGCGCGCAGCGGGCCGCGCCCCUGGCCGCGCCGCCACCCGCGCCCGCCGCUCCGCCGGCGGUGGCGCCCCCGGCCGGCCCGCGCCGCGCCCCCCCGCCUGCCGUCGCCGCCCGGGAGCCGCCGCCCCCGCCGCCACAGCCGCCGGCGCCGCCACAGCAGCAGCAGCAGCCGCCGCCGCCGCCGCAGCCACAGCCGCCGCGAGGGGGCGCGGCGCGGGCCGGCGGCCCGGCGCGGCCCGUGAGCCUGCGGGAAGUCGUGCGCUACCUCGGGGGCAGCGGCGGGGCCGGCGGUCGCCUGACCCGUGGUCGCGUGCAGGGGCUGCUGGAAGAGGAGGCGGCGGCGCGGGGCCGCCUGGAGCGCACCCGCCUCGGAGCGCUUGCGCUGCCCCGCGGGGACAGGCCCGGACGGGCGCCACCGGCCGCCAGCGCCCGCGCGUCGCGGAGCAAGAGAGGGGAAGAGCGGGUGCUUGACAAAGAAGAGGAGGAGGAGGAGGAGGAGGAAGAUGAGGACGAUGUUUCAGAGGGCUCCGAAGUGCCUGACAGUGACCGUCCUGCAGGUGCCCAGCACCACCAGCUCAAUGGCGAACGGGGUCCCCAGAGUGCUAAGGAGAGGGUCAAGGAGUGGUCUCCCUGUGGACCCCACCAGGGCCAGGAUGAAGGGCGGGGACAGGCACCUGGCAGCGGCACUCGCCAGGUGUUUUCCAUGGCCACCAUGAGUAAGGAAGGAGGAUCAGCCUCUGUUACCACUGGUCCCGAUUCUCCAUCUCCUGUGCCUUUGCCCCCAGGAAAACCAGCCCUCCCUGGGGCUGAUGGGACCCCCUUUGGCUGUCCCCCGGGGCGUAAGGAGAAGCCUGCUGACCCGGUGGAGUGGACAGUCAUGGACGUGGUCGAGUACUUCACUGAGGCCGGCUUCCCCGAGCAGGCCACCGCUUUCCAAGAACAGGAAAUCGAUGGCAAGUCUCUGCUGCUUAUGCAGCGGACAGACGUGCUGACCGGCCUGUCCAUCCGUCUGGGCCCAGCCCUGAAAAUCUAUGAGCACCACAUCAAAGUUCUGCAGCAAGGCCACUUUGAGGAUGACGAUCCUGAUGGCUUUUUAGGCUGAGCGGCCAGCCUUGCCUUUCCCUGUCCCAACCCACGUCCAGCCCCGUCUUCCCCAAGACCCCCGACCCCUAGAGUCCAGGAACUGGACCGGGCCACCCUCAGCCCUGAACGGGUUCCUGUCACCUCUCUCCUUUUGUGUCACAGUCACACCUGCCCCCUACCCCACAGCAGUGGGGUGCACGGUGAUAACUCCGCCAACUCAUUCAGCCCAGGAGACCAGGACAUUUUUGAAAGAAAAAAAAAAAAAGGGGGGGUGUUCCCCUCCCCCAAGGUCCUCUUCAGUUCAGCCAGGUGUAUCCUAUAUAAAUGUCUUCUUCUGCCUGCCCAUUUGGUGGGCGGGCAGUACUCCUUUCCCCCACUCUUGCUCCCUCCCCAGCCCUCCAGCCCUUUUGGGAACAGCUGGGGUGGGGGACCCAUGGUCGCCUCUCUCUUCCCCUCACCUUUCUGUCGAUCGUCUCUCCCAACUGGCUGUAUUGCUUUUUAAUAUUGCACCGAUGGUUUUUUAAAUAAAAUUUUAAGAAA